Messenger RNA from Lathyrus oleraceus (garden pea), 1723 nucleotides. RefSeq lists its product as uncharacterized. Gene Ontology annotation, molecular function: phosphatase inhibitor activity; chromatin binding; transcription corepressor activity. Gene Ontology annotation, biological process: negative regulation of transcription by RNA polymerase II; negative regulation of phosphatase activity. The coding region runs from base 351 to 1475 and encodes 374 amino acids. Lineage: Eukaryota; Viridiplantae; Streptophyta; Magnoliopsida; Fabales; Fabaceae. The record is from RefSeq and is a predicted model, not a curated record. The transcript is spliced from 12 exons.
CGAAUUCGAGACACUCUUCUGCUUUGUAUCAAUUUUUCUUCACCACUUUUUAUUCACUUCACUUAUAGAUUCAUAUGUUGAAACGGGUACCUGAGUUUCUCUCGAGUUCGAUUGAGUAGGACAUAAAGUUUGAAUUUGUAUGCGAUUAGCACCUUGUUUGAGAAACCCUCACGGUUUUAUCCAAUUGAAUAUUGAUUUACUGUAAACUGGGGUUUGAUUUUUUUUGGGGCUCGUUGAUUUCGAUUUGCCCCUAAAGCCCAAGAGGCUGGGCCAUUCCUCUGGGCCCAGAAGGUAUAGCAAUCUAAAAAGAGUGAUUAAGGGAUCAAAGCAAAACGAGGGAAAGUAGGAAGAUGGGAGGUUUAGGGAGGAAAGGGACAGUGACACCACUUGAGUCACAGUUCCCCCCUGAGGAGGUGCACAAGGCCACUAAGCAAUUCCAAGACGCCAUUGCCGAAAAGAACAACGAGCUUCACGUCCUACAACGUUUUGUCGCCGACAACAACAACCUUGUCAACCUCGUCCAGAAACUCCCCGAACAACUCUCUCAUGAUGUCAUGGUUCCAUUUGGGAAAGCAGCGUUCUUCCCUGGUCGUUUGAUUCAUACCAACGAGUUCAUGGUUCUUUUGGGAGAAGGGUAUUAUGCAGACAGAACUUCCAAACAAACUGUUGAUAUUUUGCAACGAAGAGGGGAAUCCUUGAAUUCACAGGUUGAUUCACUUCAGGCCAUGAUCAACAACCUUUCCUCCUUUGUCAAUGUCACAGAUUCUGAAGUAGCGGGGGGUCUUGUUGAAAUAAGAGAAGAAUAUCUGGAGGGCGACUCUGAAGAAGAGGAAUCUGAAUCAGAUUCAGCUAUUGAAGAUGUUCCUAGUGUUGGGAAUGAUACAUCCAAAGAAGUGGACUAUGCUUCAUUUUUGGCUUUAAUGGAUGAACUUGAGAAAAAAGAAGCGCUUGCUGAAAAAAAUGGCGAUGACAGUGAUCAAAGUGAGAAAACUACUGAUGGUUUUGAUGAUAGUCCAUAUCAGAGACCUGUCGAUAACAAUCCCCAAAAUAUAGAAGGUAGUAAUGAAGCCAUACCACUGGACCAGAGAAGCAAUAGAAAUGUAACAAGUGAGUUUCCAAAAAAGCAUAAUCAUCAAGAAUAUAUAGCUGAUCAGUUGAAUUUUGCGAACCUGGCUGUUCAACCUCAGGUAAAAGAAGGGAAAACUUUAGCACAAAAUGUGAAAUCCAUUGAUCGUAGUGCGAAGCCGCCCAUAGUUCCUAAAGAGAAGAUAUCUCAAGCAACUUUGGCAUCGAAAAUUGAGGUUCAACAUCAAACUUCACAGCCAUCAUUUGAUAGUCUCAAGGCUUUUACAGGCUCCAUCAUAGAGCAUGGCGAGAAUUUAGAAAAAGCUUCAAGAGAACAAAGUUCAACUUCACAGGUUUCCGGUUCUCAACCUUUAAAACCAGUCUCCAGAUUCAAAAUGCAGAGGAAAUAGAUACAAUGAUAUGAGUAGAUUUUUUGGAGUUCUAGGAUGUGCUUGUUAUUAGAAUCAAAAGUGGACAAAGUGAAGGUGGGAUAAGCCGUUAUGAAUAGUUUAAGUUCUUGUGCUCUCCUUGUAUGAUGAAGAAUCCAAAGAAAAGAAGGCAUAAUUUGUAGCGUCCAUUAAACAAAUUUUACAAGUUUUCGAGUUUUUGUAGGGGAUUGAAUUGGAAUGAAAAUGAAGUGGAUUUAGUUUUUUUUUUU